This is a messenger RNA of Esox lucius (northern pike), 3063 nucleotides long. RefSeq names its product solute carrier family 38 member 5b (gene slc38a5b). Gene Ontology annotation, molecular function: L-glutamine transmembrane transporter activity; glycine transmembrane transporter activity. Lineage: Eukaryota; Metazoa; Chordata; Actinopteri; Esociformes; Esocidae. Gene Ontology annotation, cellular component: membrane. Bases 357 to 1787 code for a protein of 476 amino acids. The record is from RefSeq and is a predicted model, not a curated record. Gene Ontology annotation, biological process: kidney development; L-histidine transmembrane transport; serine transport. The transcript has 16 exons.
UGUUGUGAGAAAAAAACAGCAGAUAUAGGAGUGACCAUGUGUGACAUCACAAGAAACCUGAGACCAUUUGAACAGCCCUCUAACGUGCCUUUUCCUCUACAUGUGUUCCCACCCUAACCCUGUCCCUUUCCCCCAGAAGACAGGCUCUGUUCUUUCUCUUUGGUUCUAAACUCGGGCCAAUUAGAACUAGGCAAAACAACACGUUGGCCAAAAAACUUUUCUUUUCAGGACACAAUUUACUAUCUUUUUGAAAUUGUACAUUCUCUGCUUUAGAAGAUUGGAACUGUAACUGUGCUUGUGAAUUAUUCAAUGUGUUUCUCCAGUCAGUGAAGGACCUGUAAACACAUUUUGCCAAUAUGGAACUUCAAAAGCUGUCAAAUGGUCUCCACCAUGGCUUUGUCCCUUUGGAUGAUGGCAUCCCAGAGGCAGAAGAGGAAGAAGAAAUGUUACCACAUAAGUGUGAUGGGACGAAGAAGCCCCAGUUCACUGAUUUUGAGGGAAAAACAUCUUUUGGAAUGUCUGUCUUUAACCUCAGCAACGCCAUCAUGGGGAGUGGAAUUCUGGGAUUGUCAUAUGCUAUGUCAAAUACAGGCAUCAUUCUCUUUAUAGUCCUGUUGACAUGUAUCGCCUGUCUGUCCAGCUACUCAGUUCACCUUCUGCUUAAAAGUGCAGGAGUUGUGGGUAUUCGUGCAUAUGAACAGCUGGGCUUUCGGGCUUUUGGACACCCAGGGAAAAUUGCAGCCGGUGUCAUUAUAACCUUUCACAACAUUGGUGCAAUGUCCAGUUAUCUCUUCAUUGUGAAGUAUGAAUUGCCUCUGGUCAUUCAAGCAUUCCUGGGCUUGCAGUCUAACACAGGAGAGUGGUUCCUGAAUGGGAAUUACCUUAUCCUCGUCGUCAGUGUGUUCAUCAUCCUCCCUCUUGCCCUGAUGAGACAACUGGGGUAUUUGGGUUAUACCAGUGGCUUCUCCCUCACCUGCAUGGUCUUCUUUCUUGGCUCGGUCAUAUAUAAGAAGUUCAACAUCCCCUGCCCCCUGGAGCCAUAUGGCAGCAAUCACACAACAAUAAUCCCCACCAACAGUGUGGAAGACGAACAAUGCCAAGGCAAAAUGUUCACCGUCAACCAUGAGACGGUGUACACUAUCCCGAUUUUGGCGUUUGCCUUUGUUUGUCACCCUGAGGUGCUUCCCAUCUACACUGAACUGAAGAACGCCACCAAGAGGCGCAUGCAGGGCAUUGCUAACGUGUCCAUCAUGGCCAUGUUCGUCAUGUACCUCCUCACUGCCACAUUUGGUUACCUCACCUUCUACGUGAGCACGGAAUCUGAGUUACUGCACACCUACAGCAAAGUGGACCCCCUGGACACCCUGAUCCUAUGUGUCCGUGUGGCGGUGCUGGUGGCUGUAACCCUCACUGUCCCUGUGGUCCUCUUCCCUAUUCGAAGAGCCAUUCUACAGCUCCUGUUCCCAGAGAAACCCUUCCACUGGGCACGGCACAUCUCUAUUGCCCUCUGUCUCCUCAUCGUGGUCAACGUGCUGGUCAUCCUUGUGCCGAACAUUCGAGACAUCUUUGGCAUCAUUGGGGCCACCACUGCACCUAGCCUGAUCUUUAUCCUUCCAGGAUUAUUUUACAUCCGGAUUGUUCCCACUGAACAAGAACCAAUGAAGUCAAGACCAAAGAUCACAGCUGCCUGUUUCACAGCCAUGGGCUUUAUCUUCAUGUCUAUGAGCCUGACGUUCAUCAUCAUCGACUGGGUAACUGGGGAGAAACGAGCUGGAGGUGGCCAUUAAAGCACAUCGAUUGACAUAGGGGUCCAAACACCACACAGACGCACAUCCUGUUGUCGUGCCACUUCUCAAUCCUGUCUGGGUUGUGAGAAGGAUCUAACAUCAUCGAAAGGCUGGACCCAAAUCAUCAUGAGUACCAUACCAGUGAGAUGGUGAAACCAUUUCACCUCUAAUUCAAAUCAAAUGGACAUGCUAGUAUUCCGUAGAAGUAAGUCUUUGAGGAGCACAAUGUUAUCUUGUUAAAGGAAUUCUAGUCAGAGAUGUCACCCAGUCAGUGUCGAAGGAGCUGGCAAGGGUGUUGCCCGUGGAAACCCAUAUACCACUACUUGCUGCAUGCGUCAAAAUCCGUUAAGCUACUACCUCGUAUGGAGAGCAGCUAGUGUAAAACGAAGGUGACAGAGAUUUUAGAUGAUGUGAGGGUUUAAUUUUUUCUGUGCAAAGGGAGCUGAUCUCUUGAACCAAGCUUCCAUCACUACUACCUGCCAAACAAUUCACUCCACUGUCGUUUCUUGAUCAAACAUCGGCAAUGGUUUUAUCGUUAAGUUUUAUGGAGAAGAAAAUGUACUUCUAAAAUAGAUUACUUAUGACAAACUAUCUGUGAACACCUUGAUUUAAUUUUUAUGAGCCAUCCCACAAAUCACCUUUUCUACAUGGUUAUAUAUAUAUAUAUAUUAGACAGUAUAGUGAGAGCAAAAGUCAUAGGUCACCUAAGAUAGAAAUCUGAAUUUUUGGGGUAUUUAUCUUUAGGAAAAUGUAUUUAUUUGGGUGUUUUUCUGGGUAAGUGUCUAUUUCCUCCAAAAAACAAUGUAUUGCAUUACAACAAAUACAAAUAAACAUCAAUACAAUAAAUACUAACAACAAUUUCUAAGGUCAUUGAUAUCUUGUGAGAUAGCUAGAUUUAAAAUCAUUUGAAAUGAUUGAAUACAGACAUGUUGAAGACAGAAAACAUGGAUGAUCCAAAAGGCUGUUUGCAUCUAAUCGGUGCUUCUAGAGGUUACUUCCUUGAGAGACAGAAGGAAAUCUAGUGAUGCCUUCUCGCAUUUGGCAAUGUGCCCCAAAAUAAAUAUAUGCUUCGACUUUAAGAAGUUUUACAAGAAAUGAUCAUCUUUGAUUGUCAAACAUUUUAUCUUUCAGCAUGAUAAUGACAUUAAACACUUUUUUUAAAUGGGAGGACGUCUGCAGAUGGAAUCUUCACAGUUAGAUUGGCCACUUAAAAUUGCAAAAAAAAAAAAAUUGUAUUCAGUUGUUAAUGUUUUCUUCAAUGUCAGUAUAUACAGUG